Molecule: messenger RNA, 1719 nt
Organism: Aspergillus fumigatus Af293
Lineage: Eukaryota; Fungi; Ascomycota; Eurotiomycetes; Eurotiales; Aspergillaceae
Source: RefSeq, a predicted model, not a curated record
AUGGUACGACAUGCACUCCGUCUUCUGCAUCCAAAUGAGUCACUAAUCAGAAUCAGGGCCGUCGCACUCAAGGCUGUGUCGCUGGCAUUCGCCGUUGUCGCUUACCUCAUACUCCUGCUUACAAUGGUAUCCAAACAUGAUCCGGUGAAGGGAUUCAUCGUGACAGUCCUGUGCUGGUGCUCCUCUGCGGCAACCCUACUUGCUGUCAUCGGUGUUAUAGCUAGGGAAUAUGCAGAAGUGAACCCUCAACAGACAUUACGGUAUACGCAAAACUACUUCUAUGGCACAUUUGCUGCAGGGCUCUAUAUACUGGUUGCUGUGUUGCUGGCAAUCCACACAUGCAGCGUCCGCUCGGUGCAUCUGACCCACGACGAAAGGCGAACAGCCCGCUCGGUGCAUCUGACCCACGACGAAAGGCGAACAGUCGAAUGUACGAGCAUUAUCCUGCGAGUGGGGGCUUUCUCUGUCUUUCUGCUCGCGGGGGCUGCUGUCUACGCGACUAUUGAGGGUUGGACGUUUAUGGACGCAUUAUACUGGGCAGACUACACACUUUUGACAAUCGGCAUCGGAAAUAUCGCCCCAAAGACUCACCUUGGACGAAGCUUGUUAUUUCCUUAUGUCUCUGCGGGAAUCUUGAACACCGGUCUGGUUAUCACGUCAAUAACAUCAUUUACCGAGAAUAUUCGAGAACUAAGCAUCAGAUUCAAGAUGGAGGAAGUUCACAGCGGCAUUCAAGGGCGCCGACCGGUCGACAAGUGUUCUAGCAACAGUCACAGUGACAGGGAGAAGCAAGCACGGGAAACGCCAGCUGGAUCUCCGUAUCCAAACAAGGAUGACCUUAUAAAGCUGCAGCGCAUCAAGCGUGACUUCUAUAGAAGGCAUCGAUGGAUGACUUUGAUUUUCUCGGGAGUCGCAUUGUUCUUCCUCUGGCUAGUCAGUGCUGCCAUCUUCCGUCGCUCAGAGAGAAGCCAGAAAUGGACUUAUUUCCAGGCCCUCUAUUUCACAUACAUCUCUCUGACAACCAUCGGUUACGGAGAUCUAUACCCCACCAGCAAUUUUGGAAAAACAUUUUUCGUGUUCUGGUCCCUUCUGGCUGUCCCUGUGUUGACUAAUCUUAUUGCUGCCAUGGGGCAAUUGGGUUUUGAGAAGUUGACUUAUUUGUUGCGCUAUCUUUGGAGACUAACAUCUCCAAGACUGGGCAGGAUGAAUCUCGAUUCUCAGAGAGGGGGAACGAGAAAUAAAUCAGUCCAAGGCCCAAACCUGGUUAUUGCCAGCAAUAGUCAUUCCCCAAACCUCACAAAUGCCGGACAACUAUCCAACAAUAUACCAGGCAGCUCAGCAUAUGAAAAGAACGGAGGUGGUGCAUCACUCAUCCAAGCCGCUCAGCGCUCCCUUUUGCUCGGCGUGGAAAUUGGCAAGCUCAUAUCUACCCUUCAAGGUUCAGCUACCACCCAGAUUGAUCUGGGGAGUGAGUGGGAUAGGAUCCUUCCACUGCUGAAUCCGGAGGACGAUGGGUAUGGCUUGUUGGAAACUACUUCACCUACAACCAUAUGCAGCCGUGGAGGAACUGUCCUGGAGAUUCUAGACUCUGACAUGCCAGCAACAGACAAGAACAAAGAAAUUCUGUGGAUGCUAAAGUUCUUGACGGAGAAGGUGUGCUCUAACUUACAAGAAGGCUUGCAGACAGAGGAAAGUAAAAGAUUAGGCGCAUUAUCUUAA